Molecule: messenger RNA, 7057 nt
Organism: Piliocolobus tephrosceles (Ugandan red Colobus)
Lineage: Eukaryota; Metazoa; Chordata; Mammalia; Primates; Cercopithecidae
Gene: OTULIN
Product: OTU deubiquitinase with linear linkage specificity
Exons: 8
Coding region: 152-1210 (352 amino acids)
Biological process (GO): innate immune response; negative regulation of inflammatory response; protein linear deubiquitination
Cellular component (GO): cytoplasm
Molecular function (GO): cysteine-type deubiquitinase activity
Source: RefSeq, a predicted model, not a curated record
GGGCGGGCGCGCUGACGCGCGCGGAAGCACCCUACGGACCCUCGAAAACUGCCCGCGCAGCUGAGCGGCUGCGACCACUGCCUGGCACCCCGACGGGAGGGGCUCCGGGUCGUUCGGAGCCGGCUGAACCCCUUCGGCCCCGAGCGGCCGCAUGAGUCGGGGGACUAUGCCCCAACCCGGAGCGUGGCCAGGCGCGAGCUGCGCCGAGACGCCGGCGCGGGAGGCUGGGGCCGCGGCGCGGGACGGCGGGAAGGCGGCGGCCAGCGGGCAGCCGCUGCCCGAGAUGCAGUGCCCGGCCGAGCAUGAGGAGGACAUGUACCGUGCUGCAGAUGAAAUAGAAAAGGAGAAAGAAUUGCUUAUACAUGAAAGAGGGGCAUCAGAACCGAGAUUAAGCGUAGCUCCUGAAAUGGAUAUCAUGGACUACUGCAAAAAAGAAUGGAGGGGAAAUACACAGAAAGCAACAUGUAUGAAAAAGGGCUAUGAGGAAGUGUCUCAGAAGUUCACCUCCAUACGGCGAGUCCGUGGUGAUAAUUACUGUGCACUGAGGGCCACGCUGUUCCAGGCCAUGAGCCAGGCUGCGGGGCUGCCGCCCUGGCUGCAGGAUCCAGAGCUCAUGCUGUUACCAGAAAAACUCAUAAGCAAAUACAACUGGAUCAAGCAAUGGAAACUUGGACUGAAAUUUGAUGGGAAGAACGAGGACCUGGUUGAUAAAAUUAAAGAGUCCCUUACUCUGCUGAGGAAGAAGUGGGCAGGCUUGGCUGAAAUGAGAACUGCUGAAGCAAGACAGAUAGCUUGUGAUGAACUAUUCACAAACGAGGAGGAGGAAUAUAGCCUCUAUGAAGCUGUAAAAUUUCUAAUGCUAAACAGAGCCAUUGAACUAUAUAAUGAUAAAGAGAAAGGAAAGGAAGUACCAUUUUUCUCUGUGCUUCUGUUUGCUCGGGACACAUCGAAUGACCCAGGACAGCUUCUGAGGAACCACCUCAACCAGGUGGGACACACUGGUGGUCUUGAACAGGUUGAAAUGUUCCUUCUUGCCUAUGCUGUGCGCCACACCAUCCAGGUGUACCGGCUCUCCAAGUACAACACGGAAGAAUUCAUCACAGUCUACCCCACCGACCCACCCAAGGACUGGCCAGUGGUAACGCUCAUUGCCGAGGACGAUCGGCACUAUAACAUCCCCGUCAGAGUGUGUGAGGAGACCAGUCUAUGAGAGACGCAUGCUCCUGACAGCCUGGCGACGUGGUGAAGCUGCACAGGCUUCCAGCCACCCUAAGCCACGAGACUGGGCAAGGUCACCAAGGAUCCCCCACUGAUGAGUGCCACCAUCCAACUCUGGUCAGUGGCUGCUCAGGUUCUCCUGCACCCAGGAGGAUGCACCUGGGAGGAGGCUCCCGGGGUGGCUGUCUCACCUGCUUCCGGUAGACAUAGCACGCGGCGAUGGCGACCAUGGUGGAUUCUCCCACAAAGCCCGCCAGGAGGGAGCCCACACCCAGGGUUGCACCGUGCACCCUGCAGAUGAGAACACAAAGGCGAUUUGUCUGUUAAGGCCAAGUCAAGGCACAACCGUCCAUGCCAAAACCCAGGAAAGUAAGUGUAUCCUUGAGACGGCUGAGACCAGUGGUGUUCUCCAUCUGUUGGCUUCGUAAGGGCCACAGCUAAUAACCUAAUGUGUGAGGGGAACUGGGAACUCGGGGUUGGGCCGCCUCCCUCCCGCAGCACAUGGAUCCUACAGCACACGGACCCGACAGCCCUUCCUACCCUCCCAGGACACUGGGAGCUCUCUGAGCGCGGGGACCAUAUCCUUCUUCUCUUCUGGUUUUCACGUCCAGCAUACGCUCGAGCCCGUGCAGGGCCAGCCACACCCCAACAGGCGCUCAGUGGCUAUUACUCGUGUCUGGGCCUGACCCCAAAAGCCCUUUUCUUGAAUGGAUCCCAAGAGCCUCCACCUGGUGCCUGGGCAGACACACAAAACAUCAUUCUGAAUUUCCGAUUCUAGACAGGCCUGGGGCUUUCCCGUGGAAAUGUAGAUCUUAAACCUCUGGGCACAGUAUUGAAGGGGCAGAAGGACCCACAGCCCCAAACUCCCUGACGACAUACCCCAGGUAGGGCAGGACCACGAGGCUGGCGAUGAGGACAAUGAUCCGCAGCACAGAGCUCGGGGCCAGGACGAAGGUUUUCUUCAGCGUCAUCAGCCACCCAGUGAGAUGCGCCCUCACUGUGACUGUGGGGAGGAGCAAAGGACUCGUCAGGCGUGCCCGCGUCCCCUCCCCAUCCUGCUGCCUCUGGACCAGGGCAGCACGUCCGAGAGCCAGAGGCUGCCUGGGACCCUGGUCUUGCUGCUGAGCCUCUGGCCACCCCGUCUUCCUGCCAGGGCUCCCCAUCCCUGCUCCUGAGCCUAGGCCGGCCUCGGCUCCCCGCCUCCUCACAGCCCUUUGGGUCUAAACGGCUGGGGACCGGCCGGCUCCUUGCUCCACUGGGACAGCAUCUUCCAGGCAGCCUAGCUGCUCCUGUCCAGUCCUGUCCCUACACUUGCCCAGCCUCGCCCUCGAUCAUCCACCUUUAGAAGAGAACACUCAGAGAAAAGUGGCAAUACGACGGCACUCUGGUGUGGUGCUGGGUGAGCAGAAAAGCUGGCACCAGAAGUCAUCUUCCCUGCCUGCGGUCAGAGGUAUGGAGACCAGAGCAGUGGGGUAGGAGGAGGAAGCUGCACGUCCCCACUUCCCUUUGUUCCUUCCCUGAGCUGGUCCUGACCACUUCCACCGAGGUCACUUCCCUUUCUCCCUCUCCUGAUGCUGUGGCCCUCGUUGCUGCGCUGCCAUUGCACCACAGGCUGUGUGGCCUCCCCGUGCCUGCCUCCUCACUGGAUCUGAGCUGCAGGAGGGCCGUGGGUGGACAGCGGGGAACUGUGGAGAGCACGGGGCUCGCCCUUGUCAGUAGGAAGGCCCUGAGCAUCUAGAUUCCACCUGAAACUGGAAAGGCUUGAGGAAGCACAGGGCAGGGCCUGCUCCUUGAAGAGAGGGGCCCGUCACCUCCCUGUGGACAGCACCAGGCAAAAGCUCUUGGAGGAGGAAGUGCUCAUUCCUGGGAUACAAAUUCCUUUCCAGGGUAUGCUGGUUUGGAAGGCAGCCUCUGCCGUCCGCUUGGUCUAACAGCAUGUCCCGCCUUCCUCUGGGUGGAAGCCUCGUAUUAAUACUAACAAGGCUCAUUUUCUUCUCUUAGGCAGACAGACCCACUGAGGUUUUUGACCAAAGGAGAGAGUCGGUCCCAGGCAUAUGCUAAACUGGUUAGCCCAAAUCCAACAGAUUGCCAAGAGCGGCAGGGCCUGGCAGCUGUCUGGAAGCCCUUCAUCUUACAGAUAAGAAAGUGGAGUCAAAUGGAGAUUAAAGGUGAAUCGCACAGCCAGCUAUAGCCUGCUCCCAGCUGGGGCGCUCCAGGCCCCUCCUCUGGUCACUACCAUAGGAAAUUAGCUGCAUGUGUCUCAAUCUGCGAGUGCAGCUCCUUCCGGAUGGUGACACCUUCCAGAGCUUGGUUCACCCUCUAUCUACCCAACAAGUCCAGAUGCCAUCCCGGUGCUGUGAUCUUCCAGCCACUUCUCCGUUUCUGCCACAGCCCAGAAAGUGAUGCUGCAAGGCCUUAGAACAAGGGCUGCUCCAUCAGCUCUGGCCUACCUGGGCUCCAUGGCUCCUUUCUUUUUCUCUUUUUUUUCUUGUUUUUUUGAGACAGAAUUUCACUCCUAUUGCAUAGGCUGGAGUGCAGUGGCAUAAUCUCGGCUCACUGCAACCUCCACCUCCUGGGUUCAAGCGAUUCUCCUGCCUCAGCCUCCUCAGUAGCUGGGAUUACAGGCAUGUGCCACCAUGCCCAGCUAAUUUUUUGUAUUUAGUGGAGAUGGGGUUUCACCAUGUUGGUCAGGCUGGUCUCUAACUCCUGACCUCAGAUGAUCCACCUGCCUCGGAUUCCCAAAGUGCUGGAAUUACAGGUGUGAGCCACUGUGCCCGGCCCAUGGCUCCUUUCUUAACAUGUGGCUUUGUAGAUUCUGGCUUCCCAGUUUAAUGAUAUAAGUGGAUCUUUUGGGGAAACUGAUAUUUGACUAGGUGACACACCUGGUACAGAAUUUAAAAGGUACAAAAGGGAAUAGGGUACAAAGGUCUUCCUCCCAGUGGUGACUUCCCAGGCCCUUGUCCUGCUUCCCACAGGCAACCACUGUUAGCAGCUUGGUGAGUUACUUACAGAAAAAGAAUGUAGCUAUGCAAGCACUUAGCACAUCCAUAUGACAAUACAGACAUACAUGUGCUACAUAUCUGCUAUGGAAAUGGCUGCAUACUAAUCAACCAUUCUGCAACCUGCUCUUCUCAUUUAAUCUAGAACGACCUCAUUCUUGUCUGGUACACCUCACACCACUAUAUUGGCUUGGUGUAAUAACUUUCCAACUGGCUUUUGUCUCAGCCAUGAGCAGUUUCCUUUCUGAACAUCCAUCAUCUGGCCUCAGGUUGCCCUGGAAUCUUCCUUUCUCCAGCAGUCCUUCUCUGUCUUUGUAUAUCCCCAGGCUUUAGCAAUAAGCUCACUCUAUUUUUCUUUUUUUCAUUUCACUUUUUAAAUUAACAUAUUGUAAAACUGGCUUUUUGGUGCACGGUUCUGAGAAUUUUAAUACAUGAACACAUUUGUGUAACCACCACCACAACCAAGACAGAGGGCAGUUUUAUUUUCUCCAAAACUCCACGUGCUACCCUUUCGGGUCUACUUUCUUUUUACUGUUUUUGCAAUCACUGCACUUUUAAAAACAAGUUAUACGGCCAGGUGCAGUGGCUCACGCCUAUAAUCCCAGCACUUUGGGACGCCAAAGAGGAGCACUUGAGGCCAGGAGUUCGAGACCAGCCUGCACAACAUGGUGAAACCCCCAUCUCUACUAAAAAUACAAAUAUUAGCUGGGUGUGGUGGUGGGCGCCUGUAGUCGCAGCUAAUUGGGAGGCUGAACAGAGGAGAAGUGCUUGAACCCGGGAGGCAGAGGUCGCAGUGAGCUGAGAUUGUGCUACUGCAUUCCAGUCUGCAUUCCAGACAGAGACUCUGUCUCAACAACAACAACAACAACAAAAUAUAUAUAUAAACAUAUAAUCACAUAUAUAAAUAAAAAAUAUAUAAAAACAAGUUAUACCUAUUGAUUCAUUUCUUGAACUUUCACCAUACUGGCUAAUGUUUGUGCAUCUUUCUAAGCCACAAUGAAAUUUUACAUUUGUGUUGGUGACAUGAUUGCAAACAUUUCCAAAGAAAGAUUUAAUUAGGCAUGAGGAUAAACAGGAAUGUUUCUUUCAUUCUGUUUUUCUUUACCUGGAACUGGGAAGAAGGAGAAGAUCCGCAAAGGAACAACACAGAGUUCUGCAAAGGCAAAGUCCACUCCAAUGAUGUCUAUCAAGAUUUUCUCGGACACGUUGGGUGUCCAAAACAUCACGAAACAGAGCUGGGGGAGAAAGACAUCGAACAGGUUGUGAGAAAAAGGUGGAAGCGAGUGAAAUGAGCAGGUCAGGUGUGGCACAAUCCUUGGAGAGUUACGAAAGGGGGACAACUGGCCCGACUGGGUGGCAGGCAUGCUGGUCCCAGAUCUGCCACCUGCCUGCGUGGCUGUCUCCUGACCACAGAGGCCCUGGUCCAUUAGCCAUGGCUGUACCCAGGGGACUCCCAUGGCAGAGCAGAUGUGGCUUCUCCAAGAGUGGGUCAUUUAUUUCUGAAUGGGUGAGCAGGCCCGUUCAGAACCAAUGUGCUUUGGGGCAAGGCUUAAGGAGACUGCCAAACAGCUCGGCCAGUUCUGCAUGGACAUGUUUUAUUCAUAUAAUUUUUACAGCUUUAAUGAAAAAAAAAAAGACCUGAAAGUUCUUGGAUGUGUACAGAACCACACAGAAUCAGCACACAUAAUGAAAAGCGAAAUGCUAGUGUUUAGAGUAAGGAUCAACCUAUGAACCUUUUAAAGUCUAGUUACAAGAAUAAGAGAUGAGACAGCAACAGAAUUGGAACUCUGGAAAGCAGAUGGGAGGUGGUAAACUGAUGUAAUAGAUGCAGGAAAAGGGAAUCCUGAACCCAAUGGGGAAAGUGGAGCUUUCUCCCCACCUCCCUUCCCCGCAGAUCAGAAAGUGAGGCACAGGUCCUUCCGGAGACGGGGCGAAGGCGGGGUCCAGAGCAGGAUGGCUGGAAGUCAAGUUAGUAAGCAAUCCAUCCACAGCUCCCCUUGCAUAGCUGGCGACUACAUCUCCCCGAAUUUGACAGGAAACAGGAGUUUAGUCUCCGGAUGUGGUAAAACAGAGGGGUACCUGGCGUGGCCCAGAGCAGAGUUACUACAGGUUGAGUAACCCUUAUCUGAAAUGCUUGGAACCAAAAGUGUUCUGGAUUCUGAAGUUUUCAGAUUUUAGAAUGUUUGCAUUAUACUUACAGGUUACGCAUCCCUAAUCCCCAAAUACAAAGUCCAGAAUGCUCCAAUAAACAUUUACAUUGAGAGUCAUGUCAGCGCUCAAAAGUUUCAGAUUUUGGAUUUUCCAUUUUUGGAUUAGGCAUACUUAAUAUGUACAUGUAAAACGGGGAUAUAGAGAAGGAUGACAUUUGCAUGUUCGGGCUUCCUUCCUCUUCUGUGCUCCCAGAACAUGGGAAACUAGUUGAGGCCUUCCCAGGUAGGAGACCGGAAAUGGUCUCUGAGGAAUCUGACCAGCCCAAGAGAAAAGACGUCAAGUUCCUGAAAAUUAGAGUCUCCCAAUGAAGCAGCCACACUUGAGCAGCCAUCAGUGAGGCCCCUGCAGGUGAGAAACCUCAUCCUGGUGUUCACAGCUUCCAAUCAACUCCUAGUCUCUGGAUAAGGUAAAAUGGAUGGGGUGGGGGGUACCUGGCAUGGUUGAAGGAGGAGUUACUACAGCUAGUAACCAGAGCCCCACUUAUCAAAAUGAGCAGGCAACGAGGGAGAAGUACGCUUUGACAAAGGCCUCUAAUGUGAGAUCAAAAUUAUGGAAAAAACUGCAACUUAAGAGGAAACAAAGACAAUACAGAAAGAGAGAGAGGGAAAAAAAAAAAAAAAAACUUUUCU